Molecule: messenger RNA, 9795 nt
Organism: Knipowitschia caucasica
Lineage: Eukaryota; Metazoa; Chordata; Actinopteri; Gobiiformes; Gobiidae
Source: the annotation of a GenBank genome assembly
AUGUUCGCUGUCCGUAUCGUCACGGCGGACUAUUAUCUGGCCUCUCCGGUGAAGGACCUGGACGUGUGUUAUUCUGAGUUCCGUGAGAGCGACGUGAGGAGGGUUCCGGUGGUUCGUGUGUUCGGAGCCACCGCCGCAGGUCAGAAGACUUGCCUUCACCUACACGGCAUCUUCCCGUACAUCUAUGUUCCAUACGAUGGCCCUGAGCAGCAGUCGGAGCGAUACCUGCGACAGCUGGCGUUCAGCAUCGACAGAGCCCUGAAUGUGACCAUGGGGAACCCGGCCUCCAGCUCUCAGCAUGUCUUCAAAGUAGUGCUGGUCUCUGGAAUGCCUUUCUAUGGAUACCAUGCCAAGGAGAAGUACUUUCUGAAAAUAUAUCUGUACAAUCCUCAGCUGGUGAAACGGGUGUGCGAGCUGCUGCAGAGUGGUGCGGUCAUGAAUAAGACGUAUCAACCACACGAGGGUCACAUCCCAUACCUGCUGCAGCUCUUCAUAGACUACAACCUGUACGGCAUGAACCUGAUCAACCUGGGGGCCGUCAAGUUCCGUGUCAGCAAAGAUGCAGCACAGUCGGGUGAUCACAAUCCCACCAGUGUCAGCCCCUGCACCUCCAGACUGAAUGACAGCCUGACAGGCCGCUGGGACGAGGCCACCCUGCCUUGCUCCUUGGUCCUGCCUGGGCUGGAGAAGCAGAGCACCUGUGAGCUGGAGGUGGACGCAGUGGCUGUGGAUGUCCUCAAUCGCCUCGAGAUCGACAACCAGAUAGGCAGAAACCCGGGACUACAGGCCAUUUGGGAAGACGAGAGGCAGCGGCGGAGAGAACAGAACCAGCCCUCACAGAUCGAGACUCCUCACUCACAAGAUCGUGGAUUGGUCACUUCAACAGACUGUGAGAGAAUUUUCCUCCAGAGGCUGAGGGAGAUUUUGAAGGAGAAUGACUUUGAUAUAACGCAGCAGUCAGAGUCAGAGCAAGAAGACUUUGAGCUCACCAUCCACUCGGAGACUUCAGAGUUGCUUCCCUGCACACCUGCCAACGUGCUGGAGGCUCACCAGGACUCCCAGCCAGACGCCACCAGGAGCCGCGGUUUGCUUCCGGAGGAGGCUGUUGUGGACGAAGAAGCCAUCUUGAAUCUGCUUGAAAACAGUCAGGACUUCUUUCAGUUCACCCAGACCUCAAACCACUCCGGCCAAAUGCCUGGUGACAGCUGCCAGGAUCGUGCCAUCAUGAACCUGUUGGGAGGCCUGGAGGAUGACGGCGGCUGCAGGACUCAGCAGUGCUCUCCUCCAGAGGCCUUCUCUGGCCUCAGGAGUUAUCAGUGCAACAGUGAUGAAGAGGAGGAGGAGCCAGAUGUGGACAAGGAGGACGCCGAGCUCAGUGCCCUCAUGUCCCAGUGUUGGGACAGCCCGUCGUCCGAUCUGUUUCAUCGUCCAAGUGUGACCAGAGAGGAGCCGCAGGAAGCAUCCGACAGUGAAAUGGAGUGGGGCAGAAGCAACUCUGAGCUCGCCGACCUCCUCAUCCCUCAAGUAGAUGGAACGGCCGACGAGAACAGUGAUUCAUCUCUGACGGACAGCAGCUCCAGGAGCCAGUCAUCGCUCACAGAAAGGAUGCAAAGCAAAAGGAAUAAGUUUCUUUUGGAGCACAAAACCUCUCCGCUGCAGGACACUGAGCCUCCUCUCAACUUUGAACCGACGGACGCCACAAACACAAGCGCCGACCUGUCUGUGGUUAACAAAGACAGACGCUACAUUCUCCCAGUCAAACAUCCCGUCCCUUCAAAGUCGGCUAAAGCUGUCGCAGCCUCCAGCAACAGUUUGAGUCAAGAUGGCAAAGGACUGCUCCUCAAAAACGCUUCUGUUACUUUGGACAAGACUGACCUCAAACUUGUUCCUUUUGGCCCCAGAAACGCUGCGAUGAAGAGUCAUGUUUACGGAAGUCUUAAGAAUGUGGAGUCAAACUGUCACAAGAAAUUAUUUUGUUAUUCUGGUUUGAGAAACUGUUCAACUAAAGGAGAUGUUGAGAUGAAUCGGAAGGAAAGCAACCUAAACAUUACAGUCCAUUCCACUAUGAUGGAGAACCCUGCACACCAGAGCGAGGAGGGCCACGUGGGCGAGCUGAAGAUUUGCUACGAAGACUAUUGCGAGAACAAGACCGACCAGACCAUAGUGGCGCAACAAGAAGCUCAUUAUAAGUUUUUCCCGAGCGUCAUUCUCUCAAACUGCCUCACUCGGAAGAAAUCGGGGGGAAAAAAGAUUCUUGAUCCUUGCAACAAAAUAGAAGACGCACAUCCAAGGAGGUCACGAUUGAAACUCAACAAAAAGAGUUUAUCUGUGGACCCAACAGAGACUUCCCAGGAGAGCGUGGGUGAUGUGGCUGGAGUCCACACCGAAAGCACAGAAGUUCCGGUGGAUUCAAGCCCAUGUCAUGUGGCAGAUGAUCAAGAAAAUGAAACGGAAGGCAAAUGUCCAGCUACAACAGAGGCAGUCGCCAAAGGGGAAGAAUCUGAGGAGAUAGUUGAAGAGAUUGCAACUACAGUAGAAUCGAUAGAAACAGUAGAACCUCUCUCAAGUACCCCCAGCUGUUCUGAACAGUCCAAUACCCCAGUAGAUAGUUCUGUAAUAAGUAUUGCACUACCGGCCAGUAAGUAUGCUUUAAGAACUAAACGUAAAGCAAAGCAUUAUGCUGAGGAGGGGGAAAUGCCAUCUGUAGGCCGGGGGAAAAGUCUCCUGUCUCGAUCCCAAAGUCCCAAAGACGAUGGUGCGUCACAACAAGACCAGAAAGGCAAAAAGCGCAGUAAGAAAGAUCCUCCUGUCAUUGUGAAGUACAUCAUUAUAAACCGGUUUAAAGGAGAGAAGAAUAUGUUGGUUAAAGUAUCCAAGAUCAAAACAGAGGAGCAGGAAGUCUCCUUAACGCAAGAUAAGUUAGCGCUGUACGACAGGCUGGCACCUCUCAAAGACUUCUGGCCCAAAGUCCCCGAGUCCCCAGCUUUGCGUUUUCCGAUUCCUGAAACGAAACCAAGGAGAUAUAUUAAACGAAAAGGCAAACCUGGCAGAAAACCAUCAGCGAAGCCGCCGGAAAGGUUCAGUCUCCCCUCACUGCCCACUCCUCGCCCCUGCUACUGCGAGCUCACCCAGGAUCGCGACUCGCACUAUUCGGAUGUCAUGGUUGAGCUGGGCUACCUCUCCGAUAUUUCCCUGAGCCCGAGAGACUCUACGCCUCCGAGAUGUUGGUCCCCCAGUGAUCCGCUCAUGUCGGAAAGCCCCAUUCCUGAGCAUCUGAUCAACCCCCUCAGUGACCCAUGUCUCAGUUCAGCUUCUGUGUACUCCUCCGAAACCCUUCAGACAAAGAGUUCAACUGUCAAAGCCACAAAUACCUCAGCCCAAAGAGCAAGUAGAAGUCGAGGUAAAACCAAAAAUGUUACGACAAGGAAAAGGCGGAAAACCACCCCAAAGGCCCUUGACAGACGUAGGACAAAAAACAACAGCAAAAAUAAGAAGGAAGUGCCAAAAACAGAGCAAACUAAAGACUUCUCUGGAGAGGACACAGUCUCCAGUGUUUCUAAUGCAGAUGCUUUCUCUACGCUCCAAUCCACACAAACAAGAACUGAGGAUUGUGCGUCAAUCCAGGAAACCGGUGAAGUCUUUCCAGCCAAUCAGGUCCAAGGAAGCUCCACUGAUGUAGUGGCGGACGAGUCAGAGGAGAAGGAGGCCCUGUCCCCUCUCACGGACUGGAGUCAGAGCGGGUCAGUCCCAGGAGUCUCAAACGCUCCUCCAGGUUUAGUGGUUUACAAUAAACUGCAGGAGAAACCUUCGUCAGAACAAAACCAGUCACUGCUUGACCACAAAGAAUCCACUACCAACGCAAAGAUAUCAAAAUCUAGACCAACAAAAAGUGCUAUUCCAAAGUGCAAGAAGGUGAAAGGCAGAAAGAGUGAGACAGAAACUAAGAGCCCAACUUUGUCGGAGCCAAAUCUGGAAAGUUGCAAGCUGAUAGAGGACGGCCUGUCACCAGAACUGCCUCACAACAACUUUGACAUAAACGCCAUCGACCAGGCCGACCUGUGCUGCCCGUACAGCAGCAGCCAGUUCGUCCUCACCGACAAGAAUCUGCCUCUUAAGUUCCUGAGUGACGCCUCGCAGGACUGCCUCUCAGCCCAGACUCCCGUCUCUGAGAGGAACACCAGGACGGCGACUGUUGGAGAGGAGCUGAACAAAGUCUGUGAUCGUCUGGAGGAUUUCGACCGAGCGGAGCACACUGAGGUCCCAGGGAACACCUCAGACUCUGCUGAAGUCAAAAGCAAAGACUGCCCCUCUCUGGAUGCCAGCUCCCAAAGCCAUUUCCAGGACUUCCACUGUGAGAGAAAGGAGCUUCUCUUCUCUUCCCUGGAUCCGUUACCUCUGACCUCUGUGUCCUUCAUCGACGUCUCACCCACCAGUGACCUUCUGGAAGGCAUCGAUGGCCUGACCUCCAGCACGCCCAGCAGCUCGCCACGCUCUGUCAGUUCUCUGUCCCAGGCCAGAGCCAGUCCUCGGGGGACCAACAUCCUGAAGCCCCUCAUGUCUCCCCCCAGUCGAGAGGAACUCUGUGGGACACUCAAAGACUUGGAGAUGGCAGAGGCUGCUUUCGAAGAACCUUUCUGCAGCGAUCCGUCUGAUGUUCCAGAUAAACCCAUGCAAGUCGGGGGCCGUAAGCUCACAGUGGGCACCAGGCUGACCUCGGAGCUCUCAGAGUUCACCGGAGAGCUGUCUGUGGACGGCCUGCAUUUCUGGAAGACUGCUUUUUCUGCUAUGACUUUACCGUGUGGCACAGUGGGGCUCAAGACCAGGAGACCGACUCAGGCCUCAGACUCCGACAAAGAAGUGAUGCUGCUGCCCUGUAAAAGCCCCCCGAGCAGACAGAGUGUGCAGCUGUGGCUCGAGGCGCACAGACAACUCAGACUAUUGGAGAAAGGGAUCAAGACUUUGGAAGAACAAGAAGAUCCCCAGCUCCAGCCCGUUCCUGAAACCCAGUCCUCAUCGAGUUCAACACUUGUAGAAGCAGUUCAGUUUUCCAUCGAAGAAGACAUGGAUGUGAUUUCUCCCAACAGCCCUGAUCUUCCUCCGUGGCAGCAGAGAAACCCGGGCAGUCCCACCAACACUGGCCAGCAGUCCCCUCCCAGCUCGGUGCCUACGUUGAGUUCAACCGGUUCUCUCAGUGGCUUGAAUCCUUACAGCCCUCCUGCCAUUAAGAGGCCACUCAUCUGCAGCACACCCAUCUCUGAGCAUGAAGACGCUGGUGUGCAGAAGAGGAAGAGCCGAGCCAAACCUCUCCGCAGACUCAUCCUCAGCUCCCAGAUCAAGAACCAGUUUGCAGAUCUGAAUAAACCAAAAAAAAUUAACUCACAAAUUGAAGGUCCGAGCAUUGCUAAUUCGUACGGCUUCAAAGUGAGCAUCCAGAACCUGCAGGAGGCCAAAGCUUUGCAUGAGGUGCAAUACUUGACGCUGAUGAGCAUGGAGUUGCACGCACGUUCUCGCCGGGACCUGGAGCCAGACCCAGAGUUCGACCCCAUCUGUGCCUUGUUCUACAGCCUCAGCACGGACGCCCCCAGUGAGGGCCCCCCACUGAUCGGGGCCAUUGUCGUGGAAACGGAACAACAAAGCCACGCUCAAGGGCGUCGGGAGUGCGCCCCUCUCCUGGUUUGCUCUGGCGUGUCCGGUUUGCAGGUCACGUAUGUUCCCACGGAGCUGAAGCUGUUUGAGGAACUCGUUACAGUCGUCAAAAGGUGUGACCCCGACAUGCUGCUGGGGUAUGAGAUCCAGAUGCACUCCUGGGGGUACCUCCUCCAGCGCUCGUCGGCCCUGGGAGUGGACCUCUGUCAGCAGCUGUCUCGCAUCCCGGGAGACUCCAAAGACAACCGCUUUGCUGCUGAACGGGACGAGUACGGCGCUGACACCAUGACGGAGAUCCAUAUCGUGGGUCGUAUCGUUCUGAAUCUGUGGAGGAUCAUGAAAUAUGAGGUUGCACUAAAUAACUACUCCUUUGAGAAUGUGGCGUUUCAUAUUCUGCACCAGCGCUUCCCUCUGUUCAGCCAUCGCACUCUGUCCGACUGGUUUGAUCACACCACUCACCUCCACAGGUGGAAGAUGGUGGAUCACUAUGUGAGUCGGGUCCAAGGCUCCAUGCAGCUGAUCCAGCAGCAGGACAUAGUGGGCCGCACCAGUGAGCUGGCUCGAGUGUUUGGGAUCCAGUUCUACCACGUCCUGACUCGAGGAUCACAGUACCGGGUUGAGUCCAUGAUGCUGCGUGUGGCCAAGCCUCUGAACUACAUUCCCGUCACUCCGAGUAUCCAGCAGCGUGCCCAGCAGAGGGCGCCACAGUGCAUUCCUUUGGUCAUGGAGCCAGAGUCCCGCUUCUACAGUAACUCUGUGGUGGUUCUGGAUUUCCAGUCCCUCUAUCCUUCCAUUGUCAUCGCCUACAACUACUGCUACUCCACCUGCUUGGGCCACGUGGACAGUCUGGGAACGCCUGAUGAGUUUAAGUUCGGCUGCACGUCCCUCAGAGUCCCCCCUGACCUCCUCCAUCAGUUACGUCAUGAGAUCACCGUGUCUCCCAACGGGAUUGCUUUUGUCAAGUCAUCGGUGCGUAAAGGCAUCCUUCCCAGCAUGCUCGAGGAGAUCCUGAACACUCGCAUCAUGGUUAAACAAUCCAUGAAGACGUACAAGAACGACAAAGCCCUCUCGAGGCUGCUGCACGCGCGGCAGCUCGGACUCAAACUCAUUGCUAACGUCACUUUUGGCUACACCGCCGCCAACUACUCUGGCCGGAUGCCGAGUGUGGAGAUUGGAGAUAGCAUCAUUCACAAAGCCAGGGAGACGCUGGAAAGAGCAAUCAAGAUGGUGAACGAGACCAAGAAAUGGGGCGCGAGAGUGGUCUACGGAGACACAGACAGCAUGUUUGUGUUGCUGAAGGGAGUCACCAAAGAGCAGGCGUUUAAAAUUGGAAACGAGAUUGCGGAGGCUGUGACGGCCACCAACCCCAAACCAGUGAAGCUAAAGUUUGAAAAGGUCUAUCUCCCCUGCGUACUUCAGACCAAAAAGAGAUAUGUAGGAUAUAUGUACGAGAGCCUGGACCAGACGAAGCCUGUGUAUGACGCCAAAGGGAUCGAGACCGUGCGGCGAGAUGGAUGUCCUGCCGUUUCCAAGAUUCUAGAACGUUCCAUUAAGCUGCUGUUCGACACCCGGGACAUCAGUCGUGUGAAGCAGUUUGUGCAGCAGCAAUGUGUGAAGGUUCUGGAGGGCCGCGCCUCAGUCCAGGACCUGACCUUUGCCAAAGAGUACCGCGGCGCCGGAGCGUACCGACCAGGAGCCUGUGUGCCCGCACUGGAGCUCACCAGAGAGCCAGGGGCCAUCAGAGCCAGGGGCCAUCAGAGCCAGGGGGCCAUCAGAGCCAGGGGCCAUCAGCCAUCAGAGCCAGGGGCCAUCAGAGCCAGGGACCAUCAGAGCCAGGGACCAUCAGAGCCAGGGACCAUCAGAGCCAGGGGCCAUCAGAGCCAGGGGCCAUCAGAGCCAGGGGCCAUCAGAGCCAGGGGGCCAUCAGAGCCAGGGGGCCAUCAGAGCCAGGGGGCCAUCAGAGCCAGGGGGCCAUCAGAGCCAGGGGGCCAUCAGAGCCAGGGGGCCAUCAGAGCCAGGGGGCCAUCAGAGCCAGGGGGCCAUCAGAGCCAGGGGGCCAUCAGAGCCAGGGGGCCAUCAGAGCCAGGGGGCCAUCAGAGCCAGGGGGCCAUCAGAGCCAGGGGGCCAUCAGAGCCAGGGGGCCAUCAGAGCCAGGGGGCCAUCAGAGCCAGGGGGCCAUCAGAGCCAGGGGGCCAUCAGAGCCAGGGGGCCAUCAGAGCCAGGGGGCCAUCAGAGCCAGGGGGCCAUCAGAGCCAGGGGGCCAUCAGAGCCAGGGGGCCAUCAGAGCCAGGGGGCCAUCAGAGCCAGGGGGCCAUCAGAGCCAGGGGGCCAUCAGAGCCAGGGGGCCAUCAGAGCCAGGGGGCCAUCAGAGCCAGGGGGCCAUCAGAGCCAGGGGGCCAUCAGAGCCAGGGGGCCAUCAGAGCCAGGGGGCCAUCAGAGCCAGGGGGCCAUCAGAGCCAGGGGGCCAUCAGAGCCAGGGGGCCAUCAGAGCCAGGGGGCCAUCAGAGCCAGGGGGCCAUCAGAGCCAGGGGGCCAUCAGAGCCAGGGGGCCAUCAGAGCCAGGGGGCCAUCAGAGCCAGGGGGCCAUCAGAGCCAGGGGGCCAUCAGAGCCAGGGGGCCAUCAGAGCCAGGGGGCCAUCAGAGCCAGGGACCAUCAGAGCCAGGGACCAUCAGAGCCAGGGACCAUCAGAGCCAGGGGCCAUCAGAGCCAGGGGGCCAUCAGAGCCAGGGGGCCAUCAGAGCCAGGGGGCCAUCAGAGCCAGGGGGCCAUCAGAGCCAGGGGGCCAUCAGAGCCAGGGGGCCAUCAGAGCCAGGGAGCCAUCAGAGCCAGGGGGCCAUCAGAGCCAGGGGGCCAUCAGAGCCAGGGGGCCAUCAGAGCCAGGGACCAUCAGAGCCAGGGACCAUCAGGGCCAGGGACCAUCAGAGCCAGGGACCAUCAGAGCCAGGGACCAUCAGAGCCAGGGACCAUCAGAGCCAGGGACCAUCAGAGCCAGGGCCAGGGACCAUCAGAGCCAGGGACCAUCAGAGCCAGGGACCAUCAGAGCCAGGGACCAUCAGAGCCAGGGACCAUCAGAGCCAGGGACCAUCAGAGCCAGGGACCAUCAGAGCCAGGGACCAUCAGAGCCAGGGCCAGGGACCAUCAGAGCCAGGGACCAUCAGAGCCAGGGACCAUCAGAGCCAGGGGGCCAUCAGAGCCAGGGGGCCAUCAGAGCCAGGGGGCCAUCAGAGCCAGGGGGCCAUCAGAGCCAGGGGGCCAUCAGAGCCAGGGGGCCAUCAGAGCCAGGGGGCCAUCAGAGCCAGGGGGCCAUCAGAGCCAGGGGGCCAUCAGAGCCAGGGGGCCAUCAGAGCCAGGGGGCCAUCAGAGCCAGGGGGCCAUCAGAGCCAGGGGGCCAUCAGAGCCAGGGGGCCAUCAGAGCCAGGGGGCCAUCAGAGCCAGGGGGCCAUCAGAGCCAGGGGGCCAUCAGAGCCAGGGGGCCAUCAGAGCCAGGGGGCCAUCAGAGCAGGGGCCAUCACUACAGAAGGGUUUGGCCUCUUGUGUUCAGGAGGAUGAUGACGUACGACCGGCGGCGGGAGCCCAGGGUGGGCGAGCGUGUGCCGUACGUGAUCGUGUACGGCGUGCCCGGUCUGCCUCUGAUCCAGCUGGUGCGGCGGCCCCUGGAGGUGCUACAGGACCCCAGCCUGCGCCCCAACGCCACCUACUACAUCACCAAACAGAUCCUGCCUCCCGUCGCACGCAUCUUCCAGCUGAUCGGAGUGGACGUGUUCAGCUGGUACCAGGAGCUGCCCCGAGUCCAGAAGGCUUGGUGCUCGUCGGCAGCAGGUGGCGCCGCAGAGACCGGGAGGAAAGGCACCAUCUCCCAAUACUUCACCACACUCCACUGUCCCGUCUGUGAGCAGCUCACACAGCUGGGCGUGUGUGCGAGCUGCAGAGAGCAGCCCCAGCGUGUGGCGGUCACUCUGUGGUCAGACCUGAGGGACGGUGAGCGGCAGCACGACGCUCUGCGGCAGCUCUGUCGCUCCUGCAGUGGCUGCUCGGAGCCUCAGGUUCCCUGCGUCUCUCUGGAUUGUCCUGUUCUGUACAAACUGUCUGGAGUCAGCAGAACGUUGGCGAGGGCGCCCUACAUCCGACAGCUGCUGGAGCAGUUCUGA